Ceratosolen solmsi marchali is the source of this 3836-nucleotide messenger RNA. RefSeq lists its product as uncharacterized. Lineage: Eukaryota; Metazoa; Arthropoda; Insecta; Hymenoptera; Agaonidae. The coding region runs from base 321 to 3713 and encodes 1130 amino acids. Gene Ontology annotation, cellular component: cytoplasm. Gene Ontology annotation, biological process: organelle organization. The record is from RefSeq and is a predicted model, not a curated record. The transcript is spliced from 5 exons.
UUCGUGAAUGCCAAUAUCUCAUCUAGGAAAUAAAUAUAAUAAAUUCACUAGCUAUUUUAUAUCAUAUCUUCAUUAUAUAUCGAUUAAAGAGAGACGUUAAGCGAAAGAAAUUGGCGACCAAUAAUGAUAAAAUCGUGAACGUUGAUGGCUUGUUAAUUAAACAAUGGCGUAUUAUUCAAAGUGGCGUACAUUUAAAUAUUCAACGAUUAUAAGAAUAGCGUCGUAACUUGGAUCUCGAAAGUUCAGCUUUACCAUUAGCAACAGUUGUUAUUAUGAGAGUUAAGUAAUUUCUUUGCAUAGCAUAGUCGAGUCGCGCCAGAAUGGUACGUGUUAUUCCAGUGCACAAUUUCCUUGAGCAAAAUGUCGCACAAGUGGAGGAACCGACGGCGAGUUGUAUUGCCAGUAUACCGGAAUCCAAUUGCGAGUUUUUGCUCGUUGCUCAAUCGAGCCACUGCGUCGAGGUCCGGGAUCUAUCGACGCCCGAGCUGGGAUUUACCAGCUCAUUUCCAACCGUUGAUCUCGUUAGCCAAAUGGUUCACUGUAUCAAGGGCAAUUAUGUCGCUACCCUGGAGAGUAAGCUCUCGAGGGACAAUGUCCACAGCAGCAGUUUCGUGAGGAUUUAUGUGAAUUGGGCUAGCCAGGAACGCCAAGCGAUGAGGGCCAGGAUUGCUGGGCGAGUCACACCUAGCUUGAACCGGCCACAGAACAGCCUUGAGAUGAUCGAGCUGCCUGUCAACUUGAAACCUUCUGUCAUCGCGUGCUGUCAGACUACUGGUAAUCUUUUGGUGUCAAUGGGCAAUAUUCUGCUUCUGCAUGAAUUUAAGAUCGAAACUCAGAACUUAUCCAAGAUGAAGUUUAUUGAUUUCGAGGCCAGACCUUGGUCUAUAGGAUUAAAUUUUUCACCCACCCAUCUGCAAAUCAUGGAGGACUUUAUAUCGGUAAUGGAUUCUACUCGUUUCGUUGUAUUUCGACUGACCAAUCCACUGUACGACGAUAUCGAUCAUUUGAGCUCUCUAACUUCUACAACUUCGUCUUCUAACGACAAGACAACGAUAUCGACUGACUUAUGUAGUAUGGAAGCCAUGGAUAAUUCCACAUCUAUACAUACGAAUAAGGGUAUAAAUUUAAUCAAGCAAAAAAAUAAUGCCAAUAAGCAAAAUAUUACAGAUAAAAAUUCAAAUCCAUGCAGUUUUCUUAAUUUAUCGGCCAAAAGUCAUAAGAAAAAUAAAUGUAUCGACUGGAAUCGUUUGGCGAAUGAUGAAAAAAUGGAGCUGGAGUGUUUAAUAAGCGAGGGAAUAGUCGAUGAAAACUGUCGACCUUUCUCUGUUAAUUUGCCAUCCAUAUGUUUAGAAAGAGCUGGGCCAGGUCAUAUUUUAAAUCCGUUUAUCCUAAAUUCCGAAGAUACUGAAGUAUGCAUUAAGAUAACUUCACCAGACAAUGGAUGGUCUGAAAAUUAUGCCGUGAAAAAUAUUCUACGACUGAAAAUUGCUAGUGUAAACGAUUUUUGUCGAAAAGAUGGCAAUACCGAAUCGUUCACAAGUUUUGUUUUAAAGCCAUUGUACAUGAAAGCAAACAACAACAAUCAUGGAUUAAAAAAAUCGAUAUUUAGAUCAGAUAAAUACAAAUACCUUAACGGCGUUACUUGUCUGAUUUGUACGACUCAAGAAGGUUACAUUUAUCAUUUUAAUGCAGAAAACAGCGACGAUAGUAAUCCUACUUGCUUGACUACUUAUCCAUUUACAUCACCGGUCGUUCACGUUGCAUUAGAGUACACAGUUUUACAUGCCUUGACAGAGGCUGGAUUAGAAUCGUAUACUUUACGCUUACCUCAUUAUAUUGCAAAAACAACAACGCAGUCGCAAAGUUUUAAAACUAUUUGCCCUGACAUUUCCGAGCCGAUCUGUCUAAUUGGACUACGUCCUUUCUUAGGAGUUCAAAAAUUACUUAGCUCGGAUAAAUAUAUUGUACUAUUGGCUAAAGCUGAAAAUUCUUGGACAUUGUAUUCAUUGAAAUUACCAAGGCCUGAAAAUGUUUAUUACGACAUUGUAAACGCUGCCAAGAACCAUAGGACAAGUAGCCCAUCGACUUAUCGCCAUUUGCUGGAAGAGGCCCAUACCAUAUUACGCUUAGCGAAAGAUAUUGCGGAUCCUCACAGCAAUCAAACGCAAAGUGACUCGACAUUGGAAACCCUUUACAAUCAAUCGUGUGCACUUCUAGGAGAUUAUUUCAUAAAAUCAGAUUCCGAAUUGGAAAGACGCCUGUGCAUAGCAUAUUAUAAAAUGUCGGGAUUAAAACCUAGUGCUGUCCUUUCUCGAAAGUCAACGGGCAAUGCUCCUGGACUGGUGACCUACAUAAUCGAUGUCUUAAUGACCAUACAGAGUGGACCAGAGGCCGAUGCACUUUUCCAAGGUCAAAAUAUCGUGGAAAUUAUUAGCAACGAGAGUAGGGAACAUUUGCUUAAAAUUAUUUUAGGAAGCGUUGUUCUUCGAGAAUACGGGACCGAUAAGUUAAUAAAGCUCUUGGUAUCGCAAACCGAAGAUGAUUACAGUCAGCUUGCUCUCACUCUACUCUACAUUCAGGCGGAGAAGCAAACUUUGGCAGAGACAGCCUUACACUACAUUUCCGAUAAAUUUCUUUUUUCCACAGUGCUCGAUUAUCCUCAUCUGCUCUUCGACGAAGGUGCGUUUGACUCUCGGAAUAGAGCUAUUCUAUGCUUUUCAGAUUUUUCAGCCACUCUAAUUUGUCACAAAAGUCUGGUUUUCGCACGAAUUCUUACGCAAUUAGUCGAAGAUGAAGUGCUCACUUUGCAUAAAAUCAUGCAGGUAUUCCUAGAAUAUUUACCAUCACGGGUCGGAAGAGAUGGACAUGAUGCAGCAGCUGCCUUGCAGCAAUUCCUUGAAACAUACCUCCGUACCUAUUUCACAAAAUUGGAUGAUAAAAGUGACAUGAACUACGAUAUUGCCUUGAUCGAAGCUUUUAAAAUUCUCGUUAGAUCGUAUCUGGGUAAAUUGAUGCAGUCGAAAGUCUAUAAGACGGAUAAUCAAUCGUCUGAGAUGAAUCAUUGGCCGGACGACGACGCUUAUCUUUUCGAAAGUCGUAGACCAAAAUAUUUAGAUAAGAUGCCACCGUGCGCCAAAGAUUACCAAAAAAUUAUCAACGCCGUGGAUUUUGAUGAGUUUUCCAAGUUAAAUAAUGCCGAAAGCAUUAAGACAGUGCGAAUUGAAGUUUUGAAGUUGCAAGCUCUGAUGGCGAGUGAGUUCUUACCAGGCGAAUGCCUUGAGGAGGUCGAGCAAUUUCUUGACACCGAGCAGGUAGAUGGUGACACAGCUUUUCGCAUACUUUGCAAUCGAAAUACAGAAGCAGUCACGCAAAUAUUACUAGAAAAAUGUCCGCAAGCAGUCCUGCAAUAUGCUAAGGAUGUGUAUACCAAAGAUACGGAGUGGAAGCUGCUCGUUGAUUUGCUACAGCAAGAAAUAUCAAAACACAAUUCUAGUCAAGAAUCGCGCCUAUUCUUUGAGCAAACAAUGAUCGAAACAUUGAAAUAUUUAGUAGAAAUUUUGCCUUUGAAAUCGAUAUACUACAUUCUUCCAAAAGGCAACGACGAAGCACUCGAACAUUAUACGGACAUUUGUUCUCGUAUUGUUUAUGCAGAACACGUAAAAUCUUCAUUGAUGGAGAGUAGUCAUCAGUUACUAUCAACUUUAAAUUUUUAGAGCAUCUAAAAUACAGACAAUUUCUUGUUUUAGAUGACAUGUCAUUAGAAAUCUAUUCAGAAAAAUGUCACCGUGUAAUGCAAGUUAUUUAUAAGUAGUCAACGUUUUAUUUAUUUACAGUAG